CCAGCCGAGCCGAGUGAGCGAUGUCAGGCCUCGUGGUGGAAACUGCCCCGAGGCGAUGCAACCACCUCACUCGAGCGCCGAUCGCGCGACAAGCGACCCGCCGAAACCCCGAGAGAGCUUCGACUCGGCGCGAGUUAACGCGAGUAAUGCGAGCGCGAUACCCGUCGUCCGGCCCGGCGAACGGAGAUACCGGAGUUCACGGUGUCGUUAUGUGAAAGAAAGAAAAAAACUGUUCUCGAACGCCGCUACACGGAAGACUCUUCGAAAGGUGCGAAAUCGUGGUCCCCGCGAGACUUGGACCGGACCGGCUGGUGCGAGUUAACGGUUCCUGACGAUCGGACGAACGGAUCUACUGAGAGACAUCGCAGACUCCCCGCGGAUUCCGCGAAUGCUUUCGGACAAUUUCAGUUCCGCUGACAUCACGGGCGAUCUCACGACGUACCGUAUGACGAUACUUGGAUGCUGCUCUUCUCGAAAGAUACACGACAAAUGGUAGACUGUAAUGAUACGAGAAUCCGUUUAAACGCCAGUGAUAUCUGUUUACCGAGACACGUGUCAUUCGACUGAAGAUCCGCUGGCUCGAGGCAGAGAAGCAAAGUGCAAUGAUCUACGCGGAAGGAUAAGAGGACCGACCGUCGAGGAAAGCUUGUCGAUCACGAGAUACGCGGCACCGAUCUCGCCUUUCUCGGGAAGGGGACCAAGCGCGAGACUUCGAGACGGACAAAGAGGAGCGGCGCAGAUAAGAAGCCAGCCGGAGUUCGGCGAACUGCGACGAGCAAAAAGGCGACCGACGAGCAGAUAGAACGACGCUGCAAACGAGUCACGCGUGUGCGCGCGAGAUACGCGCGAGUUAAUCGCCAACGAAUUUGAUUACAAACGUGACGGUCGCCGAUCGAAACGCGACAGCCCAAAACUCCGCGAGGGGAGGGAAAGAUCCGAGAUCGGACAGAGACCGCGGCAUCAGCAGCUGACGAAACUUAUCGUCGACCGCCCGGGUCGCGGCCGAAUCGCGGGAAAACGUAAGCGAUGCGCUCGCCGCGAUGAUAAAAGGCGAUAACAAGAGCGGCUGCGUUAUCGCGGCGAUGACAAAUUGAUCGAUCGUUGAUUACUCUUCGCGGCUGAGAUGAGAUGAGACGUGUUUGCCGCGUGUCGACAAAUCGGUAGGACUGAUCGCGCGCGAUCGCACGGCACCCUCGGCACCGACGGGCCUCGCGCGGGCAUCGUUGUUGCGCGCGACGUACGCGACGAAGGGGAUGAAGAUGAAUGACGUCAAGCCGGAGAGCAGCGGCGCGUCGAUUUCGCCGGCGGUCGGGAACAAUAACAACAAUAACAACAGCAUCAACGGUAAUAACAAAGCGUCAGCAACGGCGGCGACGGUGGCCGCCAACGGCGGCGAGGGAAUCAGCGCUGCCGUCGCCAAGGUUCUCCAAGGAUACGACUGGACCCUGGUACCCGUUGCUACCAAGGGCUCCGGCGACAAAAGGGCGGCCCACGUCAAGAGGCCCAUGAAUGCGUUUAUGGUGUGGGCCCAGGCUGCGAGGCGAAAACUGGCCGAUCAGUACCCACAGCUUCACAACGCCGAGCUGUCGAAAACACUGGGAAAGUUAUGGCGGCUGCUGUCCGAUAACGACAAGAAACCCUUCAUCGAGGAGGCCGACCGUCUGCGCGUUAUCCAUAAGCGCGAGCACCCCGAUUACAAGUAUCAACCCCGACGUCGGAAGCAGAACGGGCCGUCUUCCGGUCGCGAGAGCUCGCCCACGAGGAGCCAGAGCAACGUGACGUUCAGCGUUACCAGGUCGAUGAAGCAGGAGGACAUGAGUCCUAGAGGCGUUCAAGGUCCCAAUUCGCCGCAGAGUGGCGUGAGCUCCUCGCCACCCACGACACCCGGUCAGGGCCUCUCACCGCCGACACCCCCUACGACACCCAGGGGACAGCACUACAUCAAUCAGACGCUCGAUUCGCAGAGCAAUCAGCUUCCGCAGAACAACACGGUGUACUACCAGGAGUUGGUCAGCGGCACGCCGUCGAGCGAGUCCCCGCAUCAGCAACCGGCGGUCGAUCUUCGGUAUAUCGAGGUCGGAGACGGCCUCCCCGGCGAGGAGAAUCAGUUGAACGGCCUCGGCACUUUGGGCGGGCUCGGCCUGAAUCUCCCGGUGAACUUCCAGGAGUGCGAGGUCGAGAGCAACGAGCUCGACCAAUACUUACCGCCCCAGACCAGCACGCCGAUACAUCAGUACCCGCCCGUGCAAGUCACCACCGCCUCGCAAUGGUUACUCAACAGAUAUGAGGAGGAGAUCGAGAGACCGAUCAAGCGUCACUGCUCGGAGCAGGCGAUCGCAGAGGUUUCGUCAUGGGAGGACAGGACUCAGGAGAUGGUCAGGUACCACGAGCUGCAGCCUCCCCUUCCGCCGGUCCAGUACAUAUCCGCCCAUAACGCGCACCAUUCGCACGCGAGUACGCAGAUGGGCCAUCCGCACGUGUCCACGCCCUACGCGCAAUACGCACAUCGCUACGUGUCUGGUAUCGAGACGUGGCCGAAUUACAUGUAGACCAAAGCGAGGUAAAAGUGCCCACCAUUUUUCAUUUUCGCGAUGCCGAGAGGCACGCCGCGAUAUCGUCGAAUCGUCCGAUUUUUACGUAUAUAAACGAGCAGAAAAAAGAUUUGCGUAAACCAUCCUGGAUCUGUCGUGAAAUACUCGAGGGACAGAUUUUUGGAACCCGACUUCGAGUCUCCCCGGUCGACACGCCGAGGAAAAGACGUUAUCGUUUAGCUUUUAAAUUUUUACCAAAAAUGUAUCUCGAUAAUUAAAGUUAUACAAUUAUCGAAAUUGUCCUAAAAUUAUUUACUAGUCGAAGACUUUUAUUUUUUUCUUCGCAAUUUUUGCAACUUACUCACGUAAACGACCUUAUUUUUGACGAUACAGUCAUAUUCCUUAGAAAUCCUUACUAAGGAAAAGUCGGUAUUGAGUUCCUUAAGAAAUUUCUCUACAAAGUAUUUUUUGAUAGAUCCGGGAUACCCUGAUGUAGAUAACGAUGCUGAUGAAGUUAUGUACGAAACGCAUCGCGUAAAGUAAAAAAAGUAAAAUAAAGACUAUUUUAUCACGUCGAAUAUUUUGUUACAUUGACCCAAAUCGUUGCAAAUGCUUGUAUAAAUAAAAAUGAUUGUAAACUGCACAUGAUUGUAUAAAUAAAUUGUGAUCGGAUUAAUCGCCGCGAUGUUAAAUCCUCGCGACAUUUCCGGGCAUACAGAGCCCCAGGAAUACCCAAAUACAAUGUAAUUAAUUAAUUGUAGAGAUCCACUCUAUUAAUAGUUUUACAUGAGUUUGCUCGCGAUUGUAUGCGCGGCUAAUUGUGAGCUUCGUGUGAUAAAGUUUGUAGCGUAACGCAGAUAUGUUGGAUAAUCCAUUCGUGUCGAUCUUAAAUCUCUUCCUCAGAAAGGAACUAUCGUCUCUGACGUUUGACGGCAUUGCAAAUUUGUGAAGAAAGAAAGACGAGAAGAAAAGGAAAUAUCGAUACAUAUGAAAGUCAUGACUUUGAGAGUUCCAAGUCAUUCUUCUGGAAAAUCGAAAUUAUACUCUUAUCGUUCUAAUGCCACGCAAUUUUGGAAUUGCGACGAUUACGUGUAAACGUUCGCGUAACAUCCGUCUUAAAAAAAUUGAAACAAGCUUGCAUAUUUCGAAAAGUGUAAAGAGCAUGAUAGAACUUUUACAUAAUAAAUAAUAUCUCGAAUAUCUCGAAAACAAGCAUUACAUAGAAUUUGAUGGGCGUCUUUCUCUUCCUAAUUUCAACAGGAAACGCGAAGGGAAAAUAUAUAUAGAGUGCAGAGCGCUAAAAUUUAUUAUAAACGUAUCUAUUAGAGAUAAUCAAGCCAGAGUCAGACAGAAGUCAAAUCGUUUGAGUUUUGGUUUUUCUGGGCUUUCAAUCCUUUUUAAGAUACGCAGAACAAUGAUUUUACCCUUCAUUUAACUUUCUUCGAUCUGAUGCUUGGUUCUGAGAUUUUUCAUCUUUAUAUGUACAAUAUCCCUUCGUUUAUCUAAGCCUGGCAAUUUAUCAUACCGCUGCAUUUGACGUGGAUACUAACACCGGAUUAAAUUUUAUAUCUCCAGAAGAGAUCGGAUUUCCUUCUUCAAGUGUUAGAAUCGAACUGCAUGACGAGUCAAUAAGGUAUCGAUAUUCUACUUCAUGUGAUUUGGUAAUAUACAAUUGUUGUUAACGAUAAUUUAUUAACAGCAAUAACUCGUUAACAACCAUCGCUCGCAAUCCGAGAUACGGUCGCGCGCGCUACGUGCCUCUUGCUCGACGCGAAAAUGGCGGAUUGGCCGUUCUCCCGGCUCGAGAGUCUCCACGUAGACGAGGCGCGGCCACGAUACUCACCAUGACAUCAUUCCAUGACAGCCGGCCAUUCCAAAGCGCAGAAUUUCAGGCCAAACAAACAGGCGGCCGCUCGAUAUAUACGGUGCCCAACGGCGCGCGAGCGUUCCAAAUGUAAUAAUAUAUAUAUGUAUAUACAUAUGUAAGCGAGACGCGCGCGGACGCUAUAAACCGGCGAUCGGCCGGUCGGCUUGCCGCACGCUCGCGCACGUCCCGUUCAAAUAAACGGCUGAAAUACGAUCGAGGGUGGCAACAAAUGUGCGCUUGGCGCUUUCCGUUUAACGGACCGAGUAUUUCGGGACCCGGAAUUCGCGCGCGAGAUACGACGACGCGAUCGCAGCUGUAAAAGACUUUGUGAUUGACGGAGUUAACUCUUUAGGAAAUUUUAAUCGAGCAUGAAUUUUAUGAAUUAGAGAGCCGAGUCGUUUUCUAUAGUAAUUCAAUCGCGAAUCGUCCCUCGUUUUUCCACAAGAUGUGAAUGGUAUUUUAGCUCGACCGCAAACGACCGGAUAUAUCGAGGACCGACUGGCCUGGUAUCGAGCGCGCAGCUAUUGUAAAUGAGCUUUACAGCUCCAUAUUAAAACACGUAGAGAUCACAUAUACUAUACAUUAUUAACACUUACUAGUUACUACGCUGACACAGCCGUGCUUUUGUACUUAGAUAUUUAUUCACCGCAUUUUUACGAGGAUUGAUAGAAAGCGUAGGUUAACGUCUCGGCGUAGUUGUGCGCACCGAAGAGCGAGCACUAAACCGUAAUUUAUAAGUGCGAUGUACGCUAAUUUGUAGAAAUAAAGCAAG
This is a messenger RNA of Temnothorax curvispinosus, 5170 nucleotides long. RefSeq names its product transcription factor SOX-9-like. Gene Ontology annotation, biological process: regulation of transcription by RNA polymerase II. Gene Ontology annotation, cellular component: nucleus. The transcript has 5 exons. Bases 1254 to 2549 code for a protein of 431 amino acids. Lineage: Eukaryota; Metazoa; Arthropoda; Insecta; Hymenoptera; Formicidae. Gene Ontology annotation, molecular function: DNA-binding transcription factor activity, RNA polymerase II-specific; RNA polymerase II cis-regulatory region sequence-specific DNA binding. The record is from RefSeq and is a predicted model, not a curated record.